Molecule: messenger RNA, 5388 nt
Organism: Mytilus californianus (California mussel)
Lineage: Eukaryota; Metazoa; Mollusca; Bivalvia; Mytilida; Mytilidae
Product: nonsense-mediated mRNA decay factor SMG5-like
Exons: 26
Coding region: 156-3437 (1093 amino acids)
Biological process (GO): nuclear-transcribed mRNA catabolic process, nonsense-mediated decay
Cellular component (GO): telomerase holoenzyme complex
Molecular function (GO): protein binding; telomerase RNA binding; telomeric repeat DNA binding
Source: RefSeq, a predicted model, not a curated record
GGUUGGUAGUAAAGUCAAAAGAAGUUCCAUAGAAAAAAAUAUGGCAACGAAAUAUCGGUGCCACCAGGAAGAUCUUUCAUCAACUAUGGAAAGUUAGCUUUUGAAAUGAGAGAAUGUAAUGAAAUCCUGAUUUGGUGGAACAUAUUGCCGAAAAGAUGAAGAAAGGGAGCGAAAAAUCGGGAGAAACAAAACCAGAUGUUGAUAAAGCGAAACGUGUUUACAGAGCAGCACUUGAGGCCAUCAGAAGAUUAGAUGAAAUUUCCAAACAAAAGAAAGCAUACAGAGAAGUUUUCCAUCAAGAUGCUGUAGGACUUCGCAAUAAACUUAAAGAAUACUGUGAAAGACUUAUGUUUUACAACCCAUCUGAUUAUGGGAGAAAGGCAGAGGAAGUUUUAUGGAGAAAGGUCUUCUAUGAAAUCAUACAACUUAUGAAACAUAACAGAAAACACAUCAGAAUGGGUAGUUCAUUAGAAGCAGCAUUUCGCACACAUCUGUCAUCAGCAACAGGAUACUACUACCAUCUUUUAUUUAGAUUGCAACAAGAAUUUGGUCUCAAAUUUAAUGGAAUAUUAGAUUUUAAUCUUGUACCAGAACAGAAAACAGUAAUGAGAAAAAUGGGACUUUCUAACAGUGUAAAAAAGCGAGAUUUUGGUCCAUCAGUUCAAGCUUGGGCCAUAAUGGCUUGUCAUAGGUGUUUGGUUUGUCUUGGUGAUAUUGCAAGAUACCAACAGGAUUUUGAUAAGGGAUUUAGUAAGUCAUCAGCAGAAAGAUUCUAUUACCAGGCUAUAGCCCUGUGUCCAGAAAAUGGAACACCACAUAACCAGUUAGGAACACUCAGUGGAUCAAGAUAUUACAAUGUGGAAGCAGCUUAUUACUAUAUACGAUGUUUGGUGUGUGAAAAACCAUUUGAAGGAGCAGAUGGAAACUUACAGAGAUUAUUUGAGAAAAAUAAUAAACGAUUAGUAGAAUUACAACCAAAUUUAUCUCUUCCACCUGAAGUACAAAGAGUACAUGACACUAAGAUGUUUCUAAUCCAGUUUCUACAGCUGAUUGGUGCAUUUCAUGCUACAGGCAAAGAAAUGAAACCAGCUGAUUUACAAGAGAAGUGCCAGUCUACUCUACAGAAAUUCAAUCUAUGUAUGUUUUAUGAGGUGAAUACAGAGGAUGACAAGAGGGAGGAGAAUACUUAUUUCAUGGAUGAUGACAUUGUAUUUAAAAUAGUCAUUAUUUGUAUGUCUACCGUAUAUCUUCUUCAGCUAAAAGGUUCAGGACAGACGACUGCAGCAACAGCUUUCCUUUUAGCUUUAUUUUCACACAUCCUUAACCAUGUGGUGAUCAGACUUCAGGCAUCACUAUAUGACAUGGAAAACCCAAAUAAAAUACUUGGUCAUAUUGAAGAACAGGAAGAUGAUGAUAUGUCAGAUGAUAACCUUUGUAAUGGCUUGACCUCUGAUCCCGAACCAGAUCAACAUAUUAACAAAAAUGGAGAAAACAAAGUAGAAUUAAGUCAACAAGACACAGAUGACAAUAAAGUUCUCUCAGAAAAGAAAUCUCGACAGUCAAAACCAAAAAGUUAUAAAAGAAGGCGUAGACGUGCAAGAAAUGAUAGUAGUGAUAGUUCUGAUCUUUCUGAUAUGUCUGAUCUCAGUGAAGGAGGUGAUGACUUACCUGAAGAUUUCAUGUCAGAAGAAUCUGAAGAGGAAGAAGAAUUUGUUGGAUUUUUUACCAAUGAUUCAGACUCGGACAUGUCUGAUCACCUCAUGGACAGUCAAGAACUAGAACCUGGCCUUUCUAAUGAAGGAAAAAUCUUGGUUAAAAAUAAACUACAAACUAUUGAGGAGAGAAGUAAUGCCAGUGAUAGCUCACAAAAUACUGACAGCAAAUCUCCUAGACCUUCAUCUAAAACCGAUGCUAGCUCUAAGGUGAACCCAUGGCUAAAAUCAGUAGACCGUGAUAACCUUGCUCAUUUUUCUUCAGAAUUGUUUUCAUCCUCAAUGAGUUUUCUUGGACAGAAUUUUAAAUUUUCUUCACUAGCUGAUUCCUCAUUUGAGAAAGACAUUGAGGAAUAUGAAACAUGCAAAGAUGUGAUACAAGGCAGGAAACAAGUAUCUGUUCCUCCAGGAUUUGCCUCCACAUCUGAAGCCCACCAUGUAGCUGAGAUUACCAGCAAGAUGGCUAACUUUGUGAUAGAAACAGACACUGAAGCUAGUAUUAUGCCUACAGAUGCAGAACAGUCUGCUACAGAGGCAGAGGAUCAGAGUAGUGAAACAGAGUCUGUAGAAAGGUCUGAAGAUGAACAUCGUCAGUUACAGUACACUCUAGAUAUCAUACAGCAGGAAGGACUGUUACCUGUUGUCAAGGUGAUGAGUGACUGGAUGAGAUGUAAUACUGGUGUUAUCACUACUUGUGCUCAGAGUUCCCAGUCACUGUGGCACAGAUUGUCAAUUUUACUGAAUAUUUUACCAAAAGAAAGCCUCUUGGUUGAUAAUGAUAAUUGUUGGAUUGAUGAUUUAAAAGAAGUUCUAAAAGUGGUAGAAGAAUCUGAUUGGAAACAGGUGAUACCUCUGAUGGAGGAUGUUAGUCUGUGUCAGUUCUCUCCCCUAGCAGAGGUUCAUAACAACAUAGAAUUUUCUGUGAAAAGGAGAGGACAGCUGAAUGAAGUUCAGGAGACUUUUUUGAGAAUUGGUUGUAUCAGACAAUUUGGUUAUUUUCUGUCUGACCUGGACACAAUACAGUUUACUUAUGAAGAAGCUCAGGGUGUUUUUGUGGGACCAUCACAGACCAAUCAUAGCUCUGGAAACGAAAAAGUUGCCAUGCAGAGAGUGGCUGUGGCAGAGAGUAGAAGAAAUCAGCUAAUGAAGGACAUGGCACAGUUAAGACUUCAGGCUGAGGUGACACAGUUAGAGGGAUCAUUAGAUAACAGUGAUCAAGGACAUUUCCCUCCAUACUUAAUACCAGACACUUCCUCACUGUGUGACUCUCUACAACUUGUUAAACAACUGACUCAGACAAAUAAAGGAAUAGUUAUAAUACCAUUAGCUGUGAUUGAUACUUUAGAUUAUAUGAAAAAAGAGUCUGUUAGAGCAAGAGAGGCCAUUAGAUGGCUGGAAACAGAAUUCAGGAAAGGAAACAGAUACAUCAGAGCACAGAAAAGUACCGAGAAACUUCAGGAUAGCACACCUAAAAAUCUGAAGAAGAAAAGCCAGGAAAUGUGGUGUUUAUAUGAGAUAUUUAGUUGUGCCAGAUAUUUAGCUGGACAAGGUGACAUAGCUAGUGGCAACAUGGUGGCUGUGAUGACUAAACAGGAUUUGAAAGCCACUCCUUUGUCUGAUAUUGUCAAACAGCUGAUCAAUAAAUGUACCAAGGAAGGUAUUGGAAUUGAAAACAUUUCUACCUUUGCCAACAAAUGGAAAGAAGUCUUAAAGAACAAAGGCUGAAUAUAAAUAAAAGUCAAAUGACAAGAAUCAUAGCAGUACAGCCUAACACCAACAAACCAACUGUAGACCAAUACCAACCACAAGAAAGUAUAUAAAACAACUAGAAAAAAGCAGCAAAUUUGUAAAUCGGUAGAAAUGUAAAAUAAGAUCAAAUCAAAAUUUGAACAGAAAAAUGGACAGAAAGCAGUUACUGAUGGUGCAUGAAACUUAUAUGUGUGACAAUAGGUGGAACAUCUGUCAUUUUAUUGAGUGCCUUGCUUUUAUCUACUCACACAAACAUUAAUGAUAAAAUCAUUCUUUUCAAUCUAUGCUUGUUAAAAGAUUGCUAAUUAACAGGUUACAAUCUCAUUCUAGAGAGAAGUUGUGAAGUUUUUAAUACCAAAUGAAGCUGUUAAUAGCUGUAGCAACAAUACUCCUUAUCUUAAAGUAAUAAAUGUCAUUUUGAAUCAUAAUCAGAUAGGUGAACUCAAAUACCAAUGAUUCCUCCUUCUUCUAUAGUUGUUGCCUUGUAAAGAUCUGUCUCCAGGGUGCAUGCUCUUUGAUUUAUCUUUAAAAUGUAUUGAAAAUUGAUUUUUGUGAAGAAAUAAGGAUAAAAAAAAUUGCAGCAAGUAAGGAAUAUAGAAGUUAGAUUUUUACUUUGCUUAAAAAAUAUCUUUUUGAAGUACGUAUAUAUGUAAGGUAAAAAAAAAAAACGUUAUAUAGUCGACAUUUAAUUUAUCUCAAUAAGUAAUACUUUUUCCUGAUUUUAACUCUCAUGUUUUAUGGAUUGUAAUGUCACUUGAUUGAUUAAAAGUUCACAUUUUACCUGUUAGAACGCCCUUCUCACACUUGACCUUAAUGAUUUAAAAGUACAAAGAGCAACCCUUUACUUUCUAUUGAUGGGCAUGAAAUAAAUUGAAAGAAAAAAAAAUAUAGAAUCCAAAAUUUUAAAAAGUCAGGAUGUUCUUUUAUGGUCAUUGUCUGCAUCACACUUUUUUGUUUGCUGCAACUCCUUGAAAUGGUUUUACAGAAUUCAAACAAACUUGCUCAGAUUUUUCUACAGUACAUGAAAGUGUGCGCCUUCUGUUUGAUCCAAAUAUAUUCUGGAGUUUCCCAUACCAAAACAUGGACUUGACCAUUUCUGCUUAUAUCAGUUUAUUACUCAACAACUCCUUGAAACAAAUUUGAACAGAGUUGUCUACAGGACUUAAAGUUGUGCCCUGUUUUUUUUAUUUUUGAUCUGAGCGAUUUGGAGAAUGCAGGCAAGACACACCUCUUCAUUUGAAGACUCACACAAAAAGUAUAAAGUAUACCGAACAACUAAAGAAACGCACCACAUCUGUUUCUGUUUUUGGAAUAAACAAAAUCAAAUAGCUUUAUAUUUUAAAGUGUCAUAAAUUGUGACACAAUAUUUUUGACAUCACAGAAAUCAACAAAUUUAGCAAUUUUUUUAACAUUUUUUUUUAUACUUGUUUUUAUCCAAGUUUAUGUAAAUUUAAGCCUACUUGAAAUCCUGGAAAAUUCAGUCUUAAACCUCUGUUGUUUUCUAGAUACAUUGACAUUGAGCAAUAAAUAUGGUUCCUAAGUUUUAUCUUGUACACUCUAGUACCAGUAAAAAAUAAGGAAAUAGAUUGUGUUGUGCAAGCAGGUAUCCAUUUUGUCUUUGAUAAAUUAAAACAUUAACUUUGUAUGGUCUAAUACACACUAGAAUUGUGUUUUUAAUCUAACAAACAAAACAAAUACCUGCACCAUUGAGAGAGAGUCUUAUUUUGUUUUAAGAAUGUUUGUAUUUUUAUUUUAAUACAUUGAUGUGGUUAUAACAUAAGUCAAAAAUUUAAAAGGUUUAUCUCUUCUGAAAUUAUAAAUCAGGUUAAUAUUUUUUUUGGAUGCAAUUUAUGGGAACAAAAAAGUGUUGAUAUACAUAUUUAUAUUCACAUUUAUAGCCAAUAAAAUACAUAUACAACAGACUUUA